This is a messenger RNA of Symbiodinium natans, 1959 nucleotides long. The record is from the annotation of a GenBank genome assembly. Lineage: Eukaryota; Dinophyceae; Suessiales; Symbiodiniaceae.
AUGGACAGCGCUGGCCAAGCGAGGCCGCAAUCCAGGCCAGCGCUCGCGGAGCGAACAGGUCAUGUGGCCGCCCUGGCGCGGCGCUCAAGCUGGCAGCGGGCCGUGGCCUUGGCAGCGGAGAUUCCAGCAGAGCUUCGCGAUGCGCGGCUCCAGGAUGCCGCCCUGGCAGCCUUUUCACGCUCACGCCGCUGGCGCGAAGUUUUGGGACUUGUGCCGCUGAGCCCAAGCACCAGCAGCUGCAACGUGGCUUUGGCUGCCUGCCAGCGUGCACGAAGAUGGAAAUUGGCCCUGCACCUCGCUCAGGUGCCAAGUUGUCCCGACCUUCAGACAUACAAUGCUGCCAUUGCAGCCUACAGCGCCGCGCCGGCCGAAAGCGCCGGUGCUGCGGCAUUGGUCGCCGCGCUCCGGGCCGAAGGCUACCAGCCAGACCAGGUGACCUACAACAGCUGGGCAAAGGCAUGCGCUCGCUCAGAUGGGUGGCAAGCAGCUGUUCGAGUGGUCUUCCAAGAGGCUGACAAGGUGGAUGCAGUGGCUGCCACAGCUGCUGCAUCAGCUGUGUCAGGUCGUUGGAGGUCCGCUUUGGCAUGUGUCUGCGGCUUAAAGCUCAGAGGCAGCCAGAGUGACACCACGCUUCUGAAUACAGCCAUUAGCUCCUGCUCCACAGCCACACUGUGGCAGCCGGCGCUUCAGAUCCUUCAAGAUCUGGUGUGCCCAAGCGGCUUGCAUCACCCAGACAUUGUGACUUGCAACACCGUCAUUACAGCUUGCGGCCGCGGUGAGCAGGGCUCUCGCGUCAUGAAGCUUCUGGCCGCACUGGAAAACUGGUCAUUAAAAGCAAAUCAGAUCACCCUGAACUCGCUACUGAGCGCCUGCGAUGGAAGAGGAGACUGGGUGAUGGCCAUGAGUUUGCUGCAGAGACAAAGCCGGCGUAGCGUGAAAGCAGAUACAGCAUCACUGACCGCCUGCCUGGGUGCCACAGGGCGCAGCUCACAGUGGGUGGCUGCUCAAGCGCUGUUGGCAUCCUCCAAUUGCGCUGGACUGCGCGGCGACCGGCACGCAGUAAGCGUUGGUGUUCUUGCAGGCAGCCGGGGCUUUGCUUGGAACAGCGCUUUGCUCUACGUGACUGACAUUGGCACCGCUGUGCUGGAUUGGACGGGUCACUGGGAAGCUGCUGCUGUGCUCUGGGAGUUCUUCGGCUCCAAAGGUAUGGAAAGCUCCACAGACGCUUCCAAUUCUGUCCUUGGUGCUCACAGAGCACAGUGGCCGCGGGCGCUGCACCACUUGCACGCUGCGCGGAGGCUUCGCCUGGCGGACCAGGCCUCCUUCAAUGCUGCUAUGAGCACAUGUUGUGGAACCCGUUCUUGGCACCAGGCACUGUGCUGGCUCGAUGAGUCACAUCAUCGCCUCGUGACGAUCAAGGAGGAUGUCAUGGUGGGGUUCAAUACUGCCAUGUCGUGUUGUGAAAGCAUUGUGACUUGGACAAGAAGCCUGGACUUGCUGAACGCACUCCUCGAGGCAGCAGCGCAGCCAGAUCAGAAGAGCUACCGCUCCCCGAUUCGCAUGGCCGGCUGUGGCUCAAGCUGGGAAUUGGCAGCAAAACUGUGCGCUGAGAUGUUGGGACGCCGCGUGCUUGACGGCGACGCCUCGGCGCUCAGCGCAGCGGUUUGGGCUGCGGAAGCUGCGGAGGUCCCAGUCGCGCUCGCAAGAGGCUGGACGGUGCAAGCAGAUGGUGCGGUCACAAAAGCGAGCGCUGCACUGCACAGCCUGGCUAAGCUCCAGCGAAAGGCGUUGCGAGGAGCAUGGCGAGAGCUGAGCAAGUCCCAUGAAGGAGGCGCCCAGGAAAAUCCGGCCCGCAGCGGCUUGGCCACAGCCGCGCAGCACUUCUCGGCGGCCUACCCACCUAUGGCGCCACCACGACGAAAUCCUGCCCGUGCUACUGUGAGACAUGAGUGGCUCUGA